GCGAGAACUGGAAAGAGCUGACAAGAGACACCAAAACAGAGUAAAUCUAUCGAUUAAAAACCCUGUGAAGAUGAAGACAUUCAGUAUUGCAGUUGCAGUAGCCGUCGUGCUCACAUUUAUCUGUAUCCAGGAGAGCUCUGCAGUCCCAGUCAUCACAGAGCAAGUGCUGGAGGAACCAGUGGACUUUGACAAUGAAGCGGACUUUGCGGAAUCACUGAAGAUGCUGGUGAACAGCAGACAGAAGCGUGAACUUAAGUGUAAGCCUUACUGCUAUCCCAAAAAAGACGGACUAGUAUGUGGAGUAAGAUGCGAUUUCUGAAGAUUCCUGCCACCUUGA
Molecule: messenger RNA, 337 nt
Organism: Stegastes partitus (bicolor damselfish)
Lineage: Eukaryota; Metazoa; Chordata; Actinopteri; Pomacentridae
Product: hepcidin-like
Exons: 3
Coding region: 71-319 (82 amino acids)
Source: RefSeq, a predicted model, not a curated record